UGAUAUAUUCAAGGUCUUUUUUUUUAAUUGAGUGUUCAUUGACGCAUAACAUAGAACGUGAGCGCGAUGAAACCAUACAGGAAAAAAGUAAACACAAUCUGACAAAAUAUUUGCGGCGAAAGGGCUCCAAGCGGUUAAAAGAACAAUUGGUUAAUGAAUAGUAGUUUCAUUUCAACGACAACAUGGACCGAAGAUGGAGACUAAUUUUUCUCUUGUGUUUCGUUGCAUUAAUGGCCAAACCAGUCCAUAUGGAUGAACAAUCCCCAGUCAAAGAUCCCAGGAGUCCGGGGUCUAAGCCGCCGUUUACACCGAGACCAAUGGACGAUAAUAUGCUCUCGCCAAAAGAGUCAAUUCCGGGAUCCCCUCUAAAGAGAAAAGCGGACGCUCUCUCAAUGGAUUCGAAUAUACGCCCAUCGAAGUCUUUAGAUCCGGCUCCAGGUAAACCAGCAAACAAAAAACGUAAGGGCUUGGCACGGCCGGCAUUGGCAGGACUGACUCCGUUACAGGUAUACAAAUAUACUGAAAAAAAAUGGACGCUCGCGGAAUGCCUCAUACAUUGCGAAAAUACCGUGGGAUACGUCGCUAGGGAGAAACAGCCGCCCAUAUUCAUCUCAAAAGGAGCCGUGGACAGCUAUCAGAGAUGCAAAUGCGGACUCAACAAAGAACUUAUCGAUUUUUUGAAAACUAAUGAACGCAACAGUACAGCUUUUGAGGAAGCUUUCAGCAAAAACCCUUCGGCUGCCCGCUAUUGGUUGACCCUGCAGAAAUUCAGAGUCUUGUUCCCUAUCACGGAAUAUUUAAAAUGGGAUCCUAAAAAACAGGAACAAGUACCGAUCGUGGACGAGAAAAAGAAAAAUGAUGCCGUCAGUCCCGAAAAGGAUGAAAUAGGGACGCAAGAAGAAAACAACCCGAAUCUUCCGAAGGAAAAGGAUGCCAUCACUCCCAAAAAGGAUAAAAAAGGGACGCAAGAAGAAAACAGCCCGAAUCUUCCGAAGGAAAAGGAUGCCGUCACUCCCAAAAAGGAUGAAAAAGGGAUGCAUAAGUGAGGCGAUCCGAACCUUCAGAAGAAAAAUGACGCCGUGCUCCAUCCUAAUUUUUUUUUUUCCAACUUUUUUUCUUCCAAAACCAUUAUCCCAGAAAUAACAACGAGCAAGUCCUUUAAUUUUUA
This is a messenger RNA of Bemisia tabaci, 1168 nucleotides long. RefSeq lists its product as uncharacterized. The record is from RefSeq and is a predicted model, not a curated record. NCBI's taxonomy places the organism in Eukaryota, Metazoa, Arthropoda, Insecta, Hemiptera, Aleyrodidae.